Syzygium oleosum is the source of this 1341-nucleotide messenger RNA. RefSeq names its product probable WRKY transcription factor 13. The record is from RefSeq and is a predicted model, not a curated record. The transcript has 3 exons. The coding region runs from base 173 to 976 and encodes 267 amino acids. Gene Ontology annotation, molecular function: DNA-binding transcription factor activity; sequence-specific DNA binding. Lineage: Eukaryota; Viridiplantae; Streptophyta; Magnoliopsida; Myrtales; Myrtaceae. Gene Ontology annotation, biological process: regulation of DNA-templated transcription.
UCAUUCUCUUUAAGCCCGAAUAAAAUCUUCACAGCCAAAGAAAGAGAGAGAGAGCGAGAGACUUCUCUUGCUUCUUCUCUCCUCAAGAUCCCCAUAAAAGAAAAACCAAAAAGUUCAUCUCCCUCCCUUAGAUCUUCUCUUCACGCUUCACGAGAGAGAGAGAGAGAGAGAGAUGUCAACUACUGCAACGUCCACGCAGGCCAUGCUCAACCAGGCAACAACCAUGUUAGAAGACCAGAACUUGCCCUCGCAGCUGGGUUUCUACUCCAUCUUCCCUUCGAGCAUGAGCUCCCUCGCUUCGUGCUCAUCGUCGCUUUGUUUCAACCAAUCCCUCAAGUCCCUCCUCACCCUCCCUUCUUCGCUUGUUUCUCCCGAUCCUCCCUCCUCCAACAGUAAUAAUAACAACCUCACCCUCAUCACUGAAACCCUACUUUCAUCUACCACUCCUCACAAGCAAAGAGAGAAUCUUCUGACUCCUUCUGAACAACUCUUGGGAGGUCCCCAACUUCUGUCGUUGCAAAGAUCAACCCCAAAUCUCUGGGCAUGGGGUGAGUUGACUGAUCAGAGCGGCUUGGUCAUGAGAUCGUCAUCCAGCGGUGGAGACCAUGGCGAUCAUUAUCAUCAUCACCACCAGCAUCAAAGCUUGGGGGUUUCAGCUUUGAAGAUGAAGAAGAUAAAGGGGAGGAGGAAGGUGAGGGAGCCGAGGUUUUGCUUCAAGACCAUGAGCGAUGUGGAUGUGUUGGACGAUGGGUACAAAUGGAGGAAGUACGGUCAGAAGGUGGUCAAGAACACACAACAUCCCAGGAGCUACUAUCGCUGCACGCAGGACAAUUGCCGGGUGAAGAAGCGGGUGGAGCGGCUGGCCGAGGACCCGAGGAUGGUGAUAACGACGUACGAAGGCAGGCACGUGCACUCCCCAUCGCAGGACGUCGAGGACUCGCAGGCGUCCUCGCAGUUGAACGACUUCUUCUGGUAGUAACUAAUCAUACAUAUAUAUAUAUGAUCAUCACUAAUAAAGCAUAGAUGGAGGGUUCUGUGGCAGGCUUAUGAGGGUUCGUAUAUUGCCAGGGUCGAGCAAUAACCAGUAUUAACUGCAUCUUCCUUCCUUCCUUCUUUCUUUCUUGAUUAUUUGGUUUCUUUUGGUCCUUUUUUGCGGUGAACUCCGAGUCAACUGGUGGUCAAAGAUCACUACGGUGACUUUCCUUCGCUUCUGAAGUUGAGGGAUGCUUUGAAUUUACUGAUGUUGGUUGGGGAAAAACUGUUGUUGCCCGCAUUCAAAUUUGGGCCUCAGUAUAUGGUGAUGAUAGUGUCUGUGUUUAUAUAAUAUAGUUUUCUUGUUUU